AUGGACGCCUGGCUCCCGCAAGAAGUGAUCCGCCGCAAGCGCGACGGGCUGGCUCUCAGCAGCAGCGACAUCCAGCGGUUCGUGGCGGGCAUCACGUCCAAGACGCUGUCUGAGGGACAGAUCGCCGCGUUCGCCAUGGCCGUGUACAUGAAGGGCAUGACGCUGGAAGAGCGCAUCGCCUUCACGUCGGCGGUACGUGACUCGGGCCAGGUGCUAUCGUGGCCGCGCGAGCUGGUACCAGGACCCGUGGUGGACAAGCACAGCACGGGCGGCGUGGGCGACUUCAUCUCGCUGCCGCUGGCACCACUGCUCGCCGCCACGGGCUGCUUCGUGCCCAUGAUCAGCGGCCGCGGCCUGGGCCACACGGGCGGCACGCUGGACAAGCUGGAGAGCAUCCCGGGCUACGUCGCGACGCCGGCGCCCGACCUCUUCCGCAAGGUCACGGCCGAGGUCGGCUGCGCUAUCAUCGGGCAGACGGCGGACCUGGCGCCCGCCGACAAGACGCUGUACGCCAUCCGCGACGUGACGGCCACGGUCGAGAGCGUCGACCUCAUCACCGCCAGCAUCCUCGGCAAGAAGCUGGCGGCCGGCCUCGACGUGCUGAUCAUGGACGUCAAGACGGGCAACGGCGCCUUCAUGGCCCGCGUCGACCAGGCCCAGGAGCUGGCCGCCAGCAUCGUCGCCGUUGCGAACGGCGCGGGCACCCGCACCCGCGCCCUCAUCACCGACAUGGGCGCCCCGCUCGCCCGCAGCGCCGGCAACGCCGUCGAGGUCGAGGAGGCUGUGGCUCUCCUCAAGGGCGACGUCCGCAGCGAGCGCCUGUGGGAGAUCACCCUCGCCCUCGCCGAGGAGACGCUGGUCGAGGCCAAAAUCUCACCCUCGCGCGAAGACGCCCGCGAGAAGCUCCUGCAGGCCUGGAAGAGCGGCGAGGCCGCCAGCCGCUUCGGCCGCAUGGUCGAAGCGCUCGGCGGUCCCAAGGACUUCAUGGACAAGCCUGACGCCUACCUCCCCAAGGCCCCCGUCGUGACGCCCGUCUUCGCCGACACGGACGGCGUCGUCGAGGAGGUCGACACGCGCUCCGUCGGCCUCGCCGUCGUGGCCCUGGGCGGUGGCCGCCGCAGGCCCCAGGACGACGUCGAUCCGGCCGUCGGCUUUACGAAGUUGGCUUUCCCUGGCGAGACGGCGGAUAAGGAGCACCCUAUCGGUGUUGUUCAUGCGCAGACGGAGCAGCAGGCUGCUGACGCGGCGACGGCGCUUAAGGCUGCGUAUAGGAUUGGUGGUGCGCCGAGGGAGGUGAGGGAGGCGGUGUUGCAGAGGUUGUAG
Lasiodiplodia theobromae is the source of this 1323-nucleotide messenger RNA. Its product is annotated as Pyrimidine-nucleoside phosphorylase. The record is from RefSeq and is a predicted model, not a curated record. The transcript has a single exon. Bases 1 to 1323 code for a protein of 440 amino acids. Gene Ontology annotation, molecular function: 1,4-alpha-oligoglucan phosphorylase activity; pyrimidine-nucleoside phosphorylase activity; thymidine phosphorylase activity. Gene Ontology annotation, cellular component: cytosol. Gene Ontology annotation, biological process: pyrimidine nucleoside metabolic process; pyrimidine nucleobase metabolic process. NCBI's taxonomy places the organism in Eukaryota, Fungi, Ascomycota, Dothideomycetes, Botryosphaeriales, Botryosphaeriaceae.